Molecule: messenger RNA, 1153 nt
Organism: Episyrphus balteatus (marmalade hoverfly)
Lineage: Eukaryota; Metazoa; Arthropoda; Insecta; Diptera; Syrphidae
Product: pancreatic triacylglycerol lipase-like
Exons: 3
Coding region: 95-1090 (331 amino acids)
Biological process (GO): lipid metabolic process
Molecular function (GO): lipase activity
Source: RefSeq, a predicted model, not a curated record
CCUUGAAAAGAUAGUGAAAUUGCAAGCCCUGAGGGUAUAUAAAACAGACACACUUUCUAGCUGUUCUAAGUUUCUGAACUUAUUUCAGUUCACAAUGAAAAGUCUUAUAUUAUUCGCUGCCAUUUUUGCAGCAGUGUCUGCACUUCCUAGAGGCAAUGAUACUGAGCCUAAAGGUUGGUAUGUUCCAGUUAAAGGCGGAAAGUUCCAAUGGGUUUCGAGGGACGAGUACGAAAAUGCACCAGUUCCGGAAAUGAGAAAAAGUGCUGAAGUGAAAUUCUAUUUGUACACCAAGUCUAAUCCUACAAGUCCCAAACAACUGUAUUUGAAUGAUAAAGGAACUCUGUCAAGUUCCAACUUCCGUGGUUCCUUACCAACAAGAGUUAUAAUUCACGGAUGGGAAAAUGAUUUCAAAUCUGCCGUUAACACUGACAUUCGUUCUGCCCUCCUCAAUAUUGGGUCGUUUAACGUUAUCUGUGUCGAUUGGAGUGACAAGUCUGUUUCGCUGAAUUACGCUGGUUCUAAAAAUGCUGUACCAGAUGUAGGCCGACAAGUUGCUAAUUUCCUUGACUUCCUUAGCGCUCAAGGUGGUAUGUCUUUCAAUAAGCUGACCAUCAUUGGACACAGUUUGGGAGCUCAUGUUGCUGGAUUUACUGGUAAACAAGUGACCAGAGGCAAAGUGAAUACUAUUAUCGGUCUAGACCCUGCUUAUCCCCUCUUCAGCUAUUCGGAUAGUUCGAAGAGGUUAUCCAGCAGCGAUGCUACAUAUGUGGAAUCUAUUCAAACUAGUGGAAGUUUGUUGGGCUUCUUGGAACCCAUUGGCAAGGCUGCUUUCUAUCCAAAUGGAGGCAAAUCGCAACCAGGAUGUGGAAUUGAUUUAACCGGAUCAUGUGCUCACUCAAGGUCUUACCAAUACUAUGCCGAAGCAGUCCAAAGAAACAAUUUCAAAAGUAUCGGCUGCUCAGAUUAUAACGCUGCUGUUAAAAACAAGUGUGGAAAUUCGUUCAGCAAUAUCAGAAUGGGUACUGGCUAUGGCAAUUCUGGAGUUUUUUAUGUUCCAAUUAACAAAAAAUCUCCAUAUGGAACGGGCUAAGUUUUCAAAUUGAUUGAAUUAAAUUGAUAACGGACUUUCUUUUUCUAAUAAAAAAGUGUAUUU